GCAGAACAUCUCCCAGUCCAUGGAAGUGCUGGAUCUCCGGACGUUCCGGGACCUGCAGUACGUGCGGAACACGGAGACGCUCCUGCGGGGCCUGGACUCGGAGCUGCGCGGGGCCACUGAGGGCCAGAGGACCCUCAACGCCCGCAGAUUCCAGGAGCUGAAGCAGCGGAUGUCGGAGCUGCUCCCGUUGAUCCCGGUGUUGGAGCAGUACCGCUCGGACACGCGGCUCAUCGUGCACCUCAAGGGCGAGGUCCGGAACCUCUCCGGGAGCCUCCUCUCCAUCCAGGAGGAAAUGGGAGCCUUCGACUACGAGGAGCUGCAGCAGCGGCUGCUCCUGCUCGAGGCCCGGCUGCACGCCUGCAUCCAGAGGCUGGGCUGUGGGAAGCUGACCGGGGUCAGCAACCCCAUCACCAUCCGGGCCUCGGGGUCCCGCUUCGGGUCCUGGAUGACGGACACGAUGACCCCCAGCACGGACAGCAGGGUCUGGUACAUGGACGGUUACUACAAGGGCCGGCGCGUCCUGGAGUUCCGCUCGCUGGACGACUUCGUGGCGGGGCAGAACUUCGUGCAGCACCUCCUUCCCCACCCCUGGGCGGGCACGGGGCACGUGGUGUUCAACGGCUCCCUCUUCUACAACAAGUACCAGAGCAACGUGGCCGUCAAGUACCACUUCGGCUCCCGCAGCGUCCUGGUGCAGCGCAGCCUGGCCGGCGCCGGCUACAACAACACCUUCCCCUACUCCUGGGGCGGCUUCUCCGACAUCGACUUCAUGGUGGACGAGAGCGGCCUGUGGGCCGUGUACACCACGAACCAGAACGCCGGGAACAUCGUGCUGAGCCGCGUGGACCCGCAGAGCCUGCAGGUGCUGCGCAGCUGGGACACCGGGUACCCCAAGCGCAGCGCCGGCGAGUCCUUCCUCAUCUGCGGGACCCUCUACGUCACCAACUCCCACCUGGCCGGCGCCAAGAUCUACUUCGCCUACGACACCAACAGCUCCAGCUACGAGUACACGGACAUCCCCUUCCACAACCAGUACUCCCACAUCUCCAUGCUGGACUACAACCCCCGCGAGAGGGUCCUGUACACCUGGAACAACGGCCACCAGGUCAUCUACAACGUCACGCUCUUCCACGUCAUCAAGACCAGCGGGGAGCUCUGAGCCCCCCUCGGGGGGGGAGACAGGGAUUCAGGGUUGGAAACGGGGAUUCGGGGAUGGAUCCGGCAGUUCCAGGCUGGGUUUGGCUCCAGGGAGCUCUGAUUCCGCCCUGGAUCCUCCACCCUGGAUCCAGCUCCAAGCUGUGAUUCCACCCUGGAUCCAGCUCUGAUUCCGCCCUGAAUCUUCCAGCCUGGAUCCAUUCCCACGGAGCUCUGAUUCCAUCCUGGAUCCAGCUCUGAUUCCACCCUGGAUUCUCCACUCUGGAUCCAGCUCCAGGGAACUCUGAUUCCAACCUGGAUCCAGCUCUGAUUCCCCCCUGGAUCCAGCUCUGAUUCCAGCCUGGAUCCUCCACUCUGGAUCCAGCUCCAAGGAGCUGUGAUUCUGGCCUGGAUCCAGCUCGGAUUCCACCCUGAAUCUUCCAGCCUGGAUCCAUUCCCACGGAGCUCUGAUACCCCCCUGGAUCCAGCUCUAAUUCCCUCCUGGAUUCUCCACUCUGGAUACAGCUCCAGGGAGCUCUGAUUCCCCCUGGAUCCAGCUCUGAUUCCCCCUGGAUCCAGCUCUGAUUCCACCCUGGGUCUUCCAGCCUGGAUCCAUUCCCAUGGGGCUCUGAUUCCCCCCUGGAUUCGGCUCCGGGGAGCUGCGAUUCCCGCCCAGAUCCAGCUGUGAUUCCAGCACAGAUCCGGCAAUUCCAGGAUGGAUUCAGCUCCAGGGAGCUUUGAUUCCAACCUGGAUCUGGUGACUCUUCCCUGGAUCCUGUGAUUCCAGCCUGGAUCCAGCUGUGAUCCCACGCUGGAAUUUCCUACCCUUCCCUCCUCUUCCCGCCCCUUUCCCUCCCUCCUUUCCUGUUCCUUUGGGAUCUCGGGAUCUCUCCCAGCGCAUGGAGCUCCUUUGCCUUCAUCUGAGUUGCCUUGGAAUUGUUUUCCGUUGGAUUUCUUGGGAUUUUUUUCCCAUUUCCAUCUUUAUUUCGUCGGCAAAUAAAAAAAAGUCUCUUGGAA
Molecule: messenger RNA, 2151 nt
Organism: Corapipo altera (White-ruffed manakin)
Lineage: Eukaryota; Metazoa; Chordata; Aves; Passeriformes; Pipridae
Gene: OLFM2
Product: olfactomedin 2
Exons: 4
Coding region: 20-1159 (379 amino acids)
Biological process (GO): signal transduction
Source: RefSeq, a predicted model, not a curated record